GUGACGUCACAGUCCCGCGCCGACCGGAAGGGGCAUGGGUGGGGCGCGCGGGUGGCGGCGCGACCGGCGGGCGCAUGGCGGGUUCCGCGGGGUUGGCGGUGUGCGGGCAGACGCUGGUGGUGCGGGGUGGCGGCCGACUCCUGGCCACCUCCACCGCGAGCAGCGAUGACAACAGCCUCUUUGUUUAUGACUGCAGCACUGCAGAGAAGAAGUCACAAGAAAAUAAAGGGGAGGAUGGGCCGCCCUUCGUCCCGGGGAGCGGUGUGAUUCUGGCAUCCACCUUCUCCGAGUCUGGCUGCUAUUUUGCUUUAACCGAUGACAGUAAGCGUCUGAUUCUUUUCCGUACAAAACCAUGGCAAUGUCUGAGUGUCAGGGCCGUGGUGCGGAGGUGUACGGCCCUGACCUUCACCGCCUCCGAGGACAAGGUCUUGGUGGCCGACAAGUCUGGAGACGUCUACUCCUUUUCCGUGUCGGAGCCACAUGGGUGUGGCCGUCUUGAACUUGGGCACCUGUCUAUGCUGCUGGACGUGGCUGUGAGUCCUGACGACAGCUUCGUCCUCACUGCUGACCGGGACGAGAAGAUCCGGGUGAGCUGGGCGGCGGCACCCCACAGCAUCGAGUCCUUCUGCCUCGGCCACACAGAGUUUGUGAGCCGCAUCCUUGUGGUGCCCGGUCAUCCUGAGCUGCUCUUGUCCUCCUCCGGGGAUGGCACCCUGAGGCUCUGGGAGUACAAAAGUGGUCACCAACUGUACUGCUGUCACCUGGCCAGUCUGCAAGAGCCGGCGGAGCCCUGGAGCCAGAAGAGGUUGGCCGCGUCCAGGAUCGCGUUCUGGCGCCGGGAGAGCUGCGUGGCGCUGCUGUGUGACUGCAUCCCUGAGGUCUACGUCUUCCAGCUCGACGCCCUCAGGCAGCAGCUGCUGUACAGACAGCGGCUGUCGUUCCAGCACCGGGUGUGGGACGUGGCUUUUGAGGAGACACGGGGGCUGUGGGCCCUGCAGGACUGCCAGGAGGCCCCGCUGGUGCUCUGCAGGCCUGUGGACGGCCAGUGGCAGUCGGUUCCCGAAAGUGCCGUGGUGCAGACAGUCUCCGGCGUUCUUCGUGGGCACUGGGCCAUGCUGGCAGGCUGUGCUGGUGCCGACGCCAGCUUCAGCGGUCUCUACAAGGCCACCUUCGACAACAUGACCUCCUACCUGCAGAAGAAAGAGGAGCGACUGCAGCAGCAGCGGGAGAAGCGGCAGCGGCGGCAGAGCCCCCCGCCUGGGCCCAACGGGCAGACCAAGAGGAUGAGGCCGGGGCCGGCGGCCUGGAGUUGCUGACCCUGUGGCCAGUGGUGGCUCUCAUAGCUUGGGACAGCAGGGCCCGCUGUCGCUUCCCCCUCACCCUGGCAGCUCCUUUUAAGAAGAACAAGGUGGCGGCUGUUAGGUCCUAACCAGCAUGGCUCAGGGGACAUGAUGGUCUCUUGGGCUCUAGAAUGUUCUGCAGCACUGCACACAGGCUUUUGUGGGUGUCUGUGCCCCCUUGUUGAAGGGGAGCCGCGCAGGGUGUUGGCUGAACUGAGGAGACUGCAGGGUGGGAGCGGAGGCGCCCCCAAGCACUGUAUCUUCGUGUUGGAGGCCGAGCGAACCCCUGGAAGAGGCACUUGUGGAUUUUUCUGCUGUACCCACAGCACCAUUCAUGCCGCCACGUCUUUCUCCAGGGGAGACCUGCAGGCAGGCGUUGCGUGGUGACGUGUUGGCCACAAAAACAUUUUCACAUUGCCCCGUCUCCCUCCAGCUGUGCUGCCAUGCAGGUGGCUACUUGCCACGUGGGGACCUUGAGACUCGGCAGAAUUAACUCCUCUGCUCCUCCCAGCUGCAGCCUGCUUUCCUGUGCUCAGCACGUGGCGAGUGGCUCCCACGUGGGACGUGCAGAAACGUGGCUGUCAUCACAGGGAGCUCUGGGAGGCAGCGCUGGCCCAGAAGGUGGAUUUGCUUCGGGAAGUGUGAGGACACGGGCGAGGCUAGGAGCCCAGGUUUGCAGGGAAAUGGUUGAUGAUGUCAUGCCUGUUUAUUUACUUGAUUUGACCUUUGCAUAGGCUGCAAAGCAACCAGGUUGUUAGCCGAAUUCUAAUCACCAAUCAAUAAGGACAAGGUUUUUGCAACUUUCCAGAAAUGUUUAGCACAACACGUGGAACAAGUUUCGCAAUAUGUUGAGCCAGGCAUUCUGGUGCACGCGCUGUUGUGACCGAAGCGUUGGCUGUGCGAUGAGGUUCUUUCGCUGCCGGGCAGCUGGUUUGCUCCCGCCCACUCUGGUCACGUCUCAGACGUGGGAGCAGCUGUGCGCGUUGGUGAUGACUUUGGCGUGGGGUUUCACCGGGGACUUAGAGACAAAAUUCUUUGUGUAUUUCAAAAGCUGGAAUGGUUCAGAUUUUUCAUAAGUGCCUUUUCUUUGAACAUUAGUGGAAACAGUGCUGUCUGUGAAACGCCCAGGCCCCGUCUCCCGCGCUGCAGCAGCUCCAGAGCAGAGGGCCAUGCCCGGGUCGUCGUCCCGUGUGAGGGACCGGAGCUCGUUCGCACUGUGGGGCCCCUGGCAAGGGGCACGUGUUCUCAGUGAUCUGCUUUGAGGUCUCGGCUUCAGGGGAAAUUCAGGUUUGGUCUUGUCAGUGUCUUCACUCAAGACAGGCUUGGCACACAGGCCUGCGGGUCCCACGCUGCCCCUGCCUGAUUUUAUGGCCCUGUGAGCUAAGAAUAGUUUUUACAUUUUUAAAAUGAUAGAAAACAAAUUGAAACCAAAAUAAUAUUUCAUGAUGUGAAAAUCAUGAAGUUCAAAUUUCAGUGUCUGAAUAAACCUUGACUGGGAUGGAGUCA
Lemur catta (Ring-tailed lemur) is the source of this 2846-nucleotide messenger RNA. It is a transcript of the gene WDR4, whose product is annotated as WD repeat domain 4. Bases 75 to 1316 code for a protein of 413 amino acids. Gene Ontology annotation, biological process: RNA (guanine-N7)-methylation. The record is from RefSeq and is a predicted model, not a curated record. The transcript has 11 exons. NCBI's taxonomy places the organism in Eukaryota, Metazoa, Chordata, Mammalia, Primates, Lemuridae. Gene Ontology annotation, molecular function: tRNA (guanine(46)-N7)-methyltransferase activity; protein binding. Gene Ontology annotation, cellular component: nucleus; cytosol; tRNA methyltransferase complex.